ACAGGGUGCCAGUUGGGACAUGGCCUUUGAGAGGCUAUGGGCAGAUAUGUCUGUGGAGUAAGACAAAGACAGAUAUAUACAGUUGAAGUCGGACGUUUACAUACACCUUAGCCAAAUACAUUUAAACUCAGUCUUUCACAAUUCCUGACAUUUAAUCAUAGUAAAAAUUCCUUGUCUUAGCUCAGUUAGGAGCACCACUUUAUUUUAAGAAAGUGAAAUGUCAGAAUAAUAGUAGAGAGAGUGAUUUAUUUCAUCACAUUCCCAGUGGGUCAGAAGUUUACAUACAUUCAAUUAGUAUUAUUUGCCUUUAAAUUGUUUCACUUGGGUCAAACAUUUCGGGUAGCCUUCCACAAUAAGUUGGUUGAAUUUUGGCCCAGUCCUCCUGACAGAGCUGGUGUAGCUGAGUCAGGUUUGUAGGCCUCUUUGCUCGCGCACGCUUUUUCAGUUCUGCCCACAAAUUGUCUAUAGGAUUGAGGUCAGGGCUUUGUGCUGGCCACUCCAACACCUUGACCUUGUUGUCCUUAAGCCAUUUUGCCACAACUUUGGAAGUAUGUUUGGGGUCAUUGACUUCCUGGCUGAUGUCUUGAGAUGUUCAAUAUACCCACAUAAUUUUUCUCCCUCAUGAUGCCAUCUAUUUUGUGAAGUGCACCAGUCCCUCCUGCAGCAAAGCACCCCCACAACAUAAUGCUGCCACCCCCAUGCUUCACGGUUGGGAUGGUGUUUUUCGGCUUGCAAGCCUCCCCUCUUUUCCUCCAAACAUAACGAUGGUCAUUAUGGCCAAACAGUUCUAUUUUUGUUUCAUCAGACCAGAGGACAUUUCUCCAAAAAGUACGAUCUUUGUCCCCAUGUGCAGUUGCAAACCGUAGUCCGGCUUUUUUUAAUGGCGGUUUUGGAGCAGUGGCUUCUUCCUUGCUGAGCGGCCUUUCAGGUUAUGUCCAUAUAGGACUCAUUUCACUGUGGAUAUAGAUACUUUUGUACCGGUUUCCUCCAGCAUCUUCACAAGGUCCUUUGCUGUUGUUCUGCGAUUGAUUUGUACUUUUCGCACCAAAGUACGUUCAUCUCUAGGAGACAAAACGUGUCUCCUUCCUGAGCGGUAUGACGGCUGCGUGGUCCCAUGGUGUUUAUACUUGCGUAAUAUUGUUUGUACAGAUGAACGUGGUACCUUCAGGCAUUUUGGAAAUUGCUCCCAAGGAUGAACCAGACUUGUGGAGGUCUACAAAUUUUUUUCUGAGGUCUUGGCUGAUUUCUUUUGAUUUUCCCAUGAUGUCAAGCAAAGAGGCACUGAGUUUAAAGUGUGUACGUCUCGCUGUCAGAAGUUCCUGAUCUCGCGUGUGGGCGAGGACUGGAUCUUUCUCAUCCUACUGGGUCUGGUCAUGGCCCUGGUCAGCUGGGUGAUGGACUAUGCUAUCGCCUUCUGUCAGCAAGCUCAGAAGUGGAUGUACGGGGGACUGGACAGUAACAUGCUCCUGCAGUACCUGGCAUGGGUCACCUACCCAGUGGUGCUCAUCACUUUCUCAGCAGGGUUCACACAGAUACUGUCCCCGCAGGCUGUGGGUUCGGGUAUCCCAGAGAUGAAGACCAUUCUGAGAGGCGUAGUGCUGAAGGAAUAUCUCACCUUUAAAACCUUUGUGGCCAAAGUUAUCGGGCUGACCUGUGCUCUGGGCAGUGGCAUGCCCCUGGGAAAGGAGGGCCCGUUCGUUCAUGUGGCCAGUCUCUGUGCAGCCCUCCUGAGCAAGUUCUUGGCUGCCUUGUUUGGUGGAAUCUACAAGCUUAAGGAAGAGCCCUUUGAGGGAAACAAGAAUGAGCUGAGGAACACUGAGAUGCUAUCAGCAGCAUGUGCAGUGGGGGUAGGCUGCUGCUUCGCUGCCCCCAUUGGAGGUGUGCUCUUCAGCAUUGAGGUAACGUCUACGUUCUUUGCGGUGAGGAACUACUGGAGGGGCUUCUUCGCUGCCACCUUCAGUGCCUUCAUCUUCAGAGUCCUGGCUGUGUGGAACCAGGACGAAGAGACCAUCACAGCCCUCUUUAAGACACGUUUCCGCCUGGACUUCCCCUUUGACCUCCAGGAGCUGCCAGCCUUCGCCAUCCUGGGGAUUGCGUGUGGUUUUGGUGGGGCUCUCUUUGUCUACCUGAACAGACUGAUAGUAGAGUGUAUGAGGAAACAGAAGACCAUCAACAAGUUCCUGCUCAGGAACUCCUCUCUCCAUGUCAGACGUCUGGUGUAUCCUGCUAUGGUCACCUUGAUCAUCUCAACCCUCACCUUCCCCCCUGGGUUUGGACAGUUCAUGGCUGGGCAGCUUACGCAGCAUGAGUCCCUGGUGGCGUUGUUGGACAACCGAACAUGGUGUCGGCAGGGCGUUGCCGAGGAGUUCGACUACAUCAGCCACUCCCACGCCUGGAAACACCCCCAGGUUAACGUCUUCAUCACUCUCAUCCUCUUCAUCGUCAUGAAGUUCUGGAUGUCUGCAGUAGCUACCACCAUGCCUGUGCCAUGUGGGGCCUUCAUGCCAGUUUUCCUCAUUGGUGCGGCAUUUGGACGUUUGGUAGGAGAGACCAUGGCAGUCAUGUUCCCUGAUGGCAUCCAUGCUGAUGGCAGUGUCUAUCCUAUAGUGCCUGGCGGCUAUGCUGUAGUGGGUGCAGCGGCGUUGUCGGGGGCAGUGACUCACACGGUGUCGACAGCAGUCAUCGUGUUUGAGCUGACGGGUCAGAUCAGCCACAUCCUGCCGGUGAUGAUAGCGGUGAUCCUGGCCAACGCCGUAGCCCAGUCCCUCCAGCCCUCGCUAUACGACUCUAUCAUCAGGAUCAAGAAACUACCCUAUCUCCCUGAACUGGGCAUGGGGCACCACGAGAAGUAUAACAUCCGUGUGGAGGACAUCAUGGUUAGAGACGUGCGUUACAUCACUCUCUUCUCCUCCUACCGAGAGGUACAGGAGGUCCUGAUGACUGGACAGCUGAAAACACUGGCCCUGGUUGAGUCCACAGGUAAGGACUCUAUGAUCCUGUUGGGUUCUAUAGAGCGCUCCCAGCUCCAGUCACUCCUGUCCAUCCAGCUGGGUCCAACGCGCAGGCUCGACCACCUCCGGAGGCACGCCCAGGACAACGGCACACACACACAUACACUGGGCGCACACACACACCUGACCAGCCUGGACACCAUGGACAGUCCCCCCAGCCCACCCUGCACACACACACACUCCUACACCUCCAACUCCUCCAAUACCAGCGCACGCCAUGGGGUUCGCUUCCUGGUGAGUGUAGCGGAGAUCUCAACAGAGGAGUCCUCCUUCAGUGCAGCUGUGUCCAACUCUCAGCUGCCACUCAAAUCUGCUAUGAAAACUGUCCCUACUAUUCACAACACAGAGACACCCAACAGUAUACACACUCUCUCAAUUAAUAGAGACACGCCGACUCCCUCUCCUCUGUCAGGCUCUCAGCAGACCCUUUCCUGUGGUGACCCUGAGAGAGAGCUACUCGAGAGCCCGGCAGAGCCAGAGGCUCCUGAGAGCAGGGGGCCCAAACGAGUCAGGAUCUCCAUGGCGGCGGAGUCCCCUGAAGUAGAGGAUGACAUGACCACAAACGAAAUAGCAGAGUGGGAGGAGCAACAGCUGGACGAGCCAGUGGAUUUCAACAACUGCAAGAUAGACCCCGCCCCUUUUCAGCUUGUGGAGCGGACAUCUCUGCAUAAGACUCACACCAUCUUCUCCCUGCUGGGACUGGACCAUGCCUAUGUGACCAGUACAGGACGGCUGGUGGGCGUGGUCUCCCUCAGGGAGCUGCGUAAGGCCAUAGAGGGUUCAGUGACGGUGACAGGGGUGAAAGUUCGCCCCCCUCUGGCCAGUUUCCGUGACAGCGGCAACACUACCAGCGUUUCCGAGGUGACAGAGCUGCACAAGCUUUGGAACCGCCACAGAGGCCUCUCGUUACCACGGGAACCCACCCCGCCCGACAUGGAGGACCAAUUGGACGUUAUGGAUGAGGAGACCCCUGUCCACUUCAUACAGGACCAAUCAGAUAUGGAGUUUGAAACCAUCCCCACUGACAAUAUGGACCCGCCAUCAGAAUUGGUUCUUCAGGAAAGCCUCUCAAUAACAGAGGACCAAACAGAGGAGUUUAUCUUAGAGUGCAGCCCUUCCCACACUGACGAAUCAGAGCUGGCCUGUGAUUUUGACUCCUCCCACCUCCCUGAGACUGACCAAUUGGAGCCGGCGAAGGAUCAUGGAACCCCACCCCAUGGAACCACACCCCAGAACAUAGAGCAAAUGGACCAAUCAGAACUGCAGUGUAAGCAAAGUCCCAACCGCACUGAGGACCAAUCGGAAUGACAGAAGGGGCGAGGAACAGUUAGGAGUUGCUUCGUGGUUCGUUGAGGUUUCUACAACCUUAGAGGUCACGUUCACCUGAAUCUUUAAGCUGGUCGUCUGUGUCCACAAUGUUGUGUACGUGUUGAUGUAAAUUAGCUUGUGUGAGUGAUAGAGUAACUGAGUGAAUGUGACAACAUGGUUCUGUGUUUAACAAAGUAUUUUGGGUGGGGGGGGGGGUUGGGGGGGGGUGCGUGUGCGCGUGUGUGUGUGUGAGACUUGGCGAAACCUUGCCCAUGCACCCAUCUGGUGCUGACACUUCUAUUCUCAGUUUGAUUAUCAGAGCCAAACUACAUUUUCCCCCCUAAAUAUAGCUACAAAUAACACAGAGAGAGAGAGAGCCGAUCAGAGGGAUAAAGCAAAGGAGAGAGAGGAAAGAGAAGGGAGGGUCUCACUUUAGAUUAAGUGGCCUAUAAAAUCUACGUAUUUACAUAGCUACAUUCUAAAGGACAUUCUGUAAUUACAGUAUAAGUGCAUGUACAGUCAUAUCUGAAAUGGGAUAUUAAGAGAAAGACAAUAAGUUACAAACCAAAGGCAGCUAAGAAAAGGCCAACACAUUGACAUUGCUCAGUCAUAAAAUGGCAUCCCACAGGGUUAAGAGCAUUUGUGAAGCACAUUGUAAUUAACAUGCAUUUAACUCAAAGUACAUGUAGCCUUGUCUGGCAUUAAGGUAGGAGGGCGGACGGACGUUAGAGAGUUUCUUGUCUUGUAACAGGGUGUUUUGGUCACAGUGUCAUUUUGUAUCUUACAUUUCUUGAGAUAGGAUGUUAUGUGAAUAUCGUAUCCUAUCUACUGUACCGUGUUCCGCAUGUUUCUGGAAUGAUGUGAGUGUUAAUGACACAUUACAUUGCACAGGAAAAGUUGGUUAUGUGGAGAGAGACGACAUCAGUUGUUGUGAGCACACAUAUGCACAUAGGCCAAUAGUACACGCACAAGGGCUCGAUUCAAUCCGUGGCGCUGAAGAUCCGCGUUGUAGUGCGAUUGACAUUUUAAAGGCAAUGUUCCCGCAUUAGCGGAGAAUGCAUUCCCUGUAAAUGCUGCAUAUGUCAUCUCAAUCGGAAAUGACAUUUAUAUUUCAAUUGUGCUGUACUCUGGAUCUUCUGUAAUACAGAUUGAAUCGAGCACCAAGUAAAUGAACACCAUACACAUUCAUAAAUCUAAACAUGGAAAAUAAUAUCCUAGAAAAUACACACCACACACACACACACCUACAUUGAAAAUUAUUAAUACAGCCUGCCUGGCCUUAAAACCAGUUUAGAAAUACGUACUACCAGCUUAGAAGCACAGUUAUAACUCUCCAAGUGCACUGAUGAGCAAUAGAAGCCUCUAUAGAGAACUGAAACAACUGUUGUAGGGAAAGUGUGUGACUGUUCUCCACGGUCUCAUUAUAAAAUGAGUUCAACAAACAGAUGUUAUGUAAUUUGUCUCUUCAAUAAUUUCUCUUAGCUCCAUUGACAGAUUUGAGCCAUUAUAUAUUUCAAUUCUAUGUAAAACCAUACCAUAACAAAUACAAUUCAACGGUUAAUUUUCUUCUGUAAAAAAGUCAGUUGUGCAACCAUUUAUUGUUGUCUUACUUUUGUAUGCACAUAGAAUGUGAAGUAGUGCUCGCCAUACAAGAUAUAAUGUAAAAUGAGUCUAAUGUAGAGAGUGUAUAAGGUAAUUAACAGCGCAUCUAGUUAAGCAAUAAGUCUGUAGUUUCUCCCUUUAUAUGGCCCCGGCCUGUAUAUGGUUUGUACAUAUGAAAAUACAUUAUGACGGAAAUCUACACAUUGUACAUAGGAGAAUAUGCAUUUGAGAUCAACAGCCAUUGUUAUUUUUCAGAAAGCAUACUAAUUGUUUUUUGUACAUUAAAUUUCAACAAAACUUUGAGAUGUAAA
Molecule: messenger RNA, 6232 nt
Organism: Salvelinus fontinalis (brook trout)
Lineage: Eukaryota; Metazoa; Chordata; Actinopteri; Salmoniformes; Salmonidae
Gene: clcn2a
Product: chloride channel, voltage-sensitive 2a
Exons: 23
Coding region: 1374-4319 (981 amino acids)
Biological process (GO): chloride transport; transmembrane transport
Cellular component (GO): membrane
Molecular function (GO): voltage-gated chloride channel activity
Source: RefSeq, a predicted model, not a curated record